Clunio marinus is the source of this 255-nucleotide messenger RNA. NCBI's taxonomy places the organism in Eukaryota, Metazoa, Arthropoda, Insecta, Diptera, Chironomidae. The record is from the annotation of a GenBank genome assembly.
AUGUUCAAAGCCCUGAUUCAAAGUAAUCAAAAUGUAAACAAAAAAUCUAAACAACAACGACUGCGUUUUCAUCUCACAACAAGAAUUCCUAAAGUGAAGAAGAGAAAAUCAGAAAUAAAGUUAGGUCAAGAGCAUGCGGUUGAGAUUCUCAAUAAUCUCUUCAUUAGAGUAAUGUGGUUAAUGUCCGUAAUCAGUUUCAUUGUUACAACAGUUACCAUCACCAAACCUGAAUCACACCUAUUUAGCAACGAUUGA